AUGAGUGCGGUGAAGGAGCAGAGCGCCAAUCUCUACGCCACGAAGUUGGCCGAGCAAGGCUGUGUCACCGUCUCGUUGGACCUUCCUUUCUGGGGUGCCAGCGGCGGUGAGCCACGCAACGGGGUAUCUCCGGAUAUCUAUGCAGAGGCAUACAGUGCCGCAGUCGACUAUCUUGGCACGCAGGACUUUGUUGAUCGUGAGCGGAUUGGCAUUCUUGGUAUUUGUGGAAGCGGCGGUUUCGCGAUUAAUGCGGCGAAGAUUGACCCGCGCCUAAAGGCCAUCGCAACGGCAAGCAUGUACGAUAUGGGCGCUGUGAACCGCGAUGGGCCACGAAAGUCACAGACCCUUGAGCGGCGCAAAGCGAUCAUCUCCGCGGCCGCCGAGCAGCGCUGGGUCGAGGCGAAUGGGGGUGAAAUCCAGUACUCCGGCGGCGUCCCAAGUCAGAUAACGGCAAACACAAGCGCUGUUGACCGCGAGUUCCACGACUUCUACUUUACGCCGCGUGGCGAGUUCAUUCCUGAAGGCACCAGGCGGGAGCUGGAGACCCAGCGGACAACUACAAGCAACCCGAAAUUCAUGAACUUCUACCCUUUCAAUGAUAUCGAUUCGAUUUCGCACCGCCCUCUUCUAUUCAUUUCAGGCGCCCAGGCACACUCGCGUGAGUUCAGCAAGCGCGCCUAUGCACUGGCAAAGGAACCAAAGGAGCUCUUCUGGGUGCCGGGUGCCGGUCACGUCGACCUCUAUGAUCGUGUGGGCCUCAUUCCUUUCGAUAAGCUCACCCGAUUCUUCCGGGCGAGCCUCCGUUAG
Aspergillus calidoustus is the source of this 807-nucleotide messenger RNA. NCBI's taxonomy places the organism in Eukaryota, Fungi, Ascomycota, Eurotiomycetes, Eurotiales, Aspergillaceae. The record is from the annotation of a GenBank genome assembly.